Molecule: messenger RNA, 4080 nt
Organism: Babesia bovis T2Bo
Lineage: Eukaryota; Apicomplexa; Aconoidasida; Piroplasmida; Babesiidae
Product: variant erythrocyte surface antigen-1 alpha subunit
Exons: 3
Coding region: 29-4045 (1338 amino acids)
Source: RefSeq, a predicted model, not a curated record
CUACUGAGUACUCCUAGAAGCAUUGACAAUGGCCCUGAAAAGCACUUUCACGCCGAAAGCGUCACUAACAGAGGCUUCUACCAACCUGAAGGAGGCCAUUGACUGGGUCCUAAGGGUAACUGGUAGGGAUGGAAAGGCACUGAGUGGUGAUGAAUGCAUAUGUGGCCUGGCGGCAGCAGUGACUGACCUACUGCAGUCAGUACAACUGGAGUACAAUGGUGAGUACCUAGUAGUGGAUACCUCAUGGUGUCCUUUAGGCUAUCAAGGCGAAGCUACGGGAAAAGGCCCCCCAAAAGAGAAAGUCAAAGGCCACCUUAAUGAGCUAUUCUCCCUGGUACAGGGACUAGGUGGUACCGCAGUGGUCCGGACCUAUAUAGAUCAGUUGGCACAGGUACUCAGUGCACUCGUUGGGUGGAGUAGGAUAGAGAAGUGUUGGGACAGUAAGGGCAAGUGCAAGGUUGGUACCCAUGGAUAUCAACAUGGCAUUAAAAAGGAAUGCGAGUAUCUCAAGGAUGUGACACCGAACGAUCCAUGCAAGGAUUGUGGAUGUAUGAAAUGGAAAGUGGACAAUGCGGACAACGAAGGAACACCGCUGGGCAGGAAGUGUACAAGGUGUAGUGGUAGUGAAGAAGAGGUGAAGAAGCAGCAGGAGUGUAAAUGCGAUACUGGUGAAGAGGGCUGUGCUGCUGGCCAGGAGUGUAAAUGUGCUAAAGCAGGUAAAUGCUGCAAGUGUUAUUGUAAGGAUAAGUGUAAUAAUGGGUGUGCUGGAGAAAAGGCUAAGUGUAUCUGUGUUGAAGAGGAGCAAAGCUAUAGGUCGGCAUACCGAGGGAGAUACAGGUCUGAUUCAUACGUAGGAGGAACAAUCACUGCAUACCGAGAAUGUAUGUGGAAUUCACCGACAAAUACUACUUCUCGUCACCGAUGUGCCCAAAUUUUACUAGGGUCAGUAUGUCUCAUCUGGAGCGGACUUACUUAUAUGUAUUGGACAGGAAAGUGGGCCAAGGGUAGUCCCCGCUGGAAUAACCACAUCCUGGACGGCAGUGGUCUAGAUGAUGGCACACUAUCCCAAUGGCUACAGGCCCUAGGGUUUCCUAGGGAUAUGAUUAAUAAUAGUGGUCCUAGAAAUAGGUGGGAUGCAGUUAUAUGGGAUGGGUUUAGGGGUAUGUUAUAUUUGGGAUUCCCGGAUACUGGUGACUGGAAGGACAUUAGUGUACAUGGCAAUGACCAACAUGAUAAUACAUUCAGACAACCAGCUGGUAUGAACUAUGCUGGAUAUAUACAUACCGUAGACAGGGGUGCAUUUUGCAGCAACGCUACCGUCUUCAAGAAAGCUAAUGGCAAUGGCGCCACAAUUACUGACGAACAGAUGCACAAAUGUGGUGCCUUGUACAAGCUCUAUAUUCUAUCAUGUGCCUAUUUCACCGGGUUACAGAAAAAGCGUAGUACCCAGAGCAAUACUCCUACGACUCCUAGGACAAUUCGGGAGAUCCUCUACUGGCUAAGUGCACUGCCCUAUAGUCAGGCAUACCCAAAGACACUGGAGCAUUCCAAGGAAGUAUUGAAGAAGGUAGCACCAGAAAAGGAUGGUACUAAAACGCUCUCAUUCCUUCAAACAGGCCGUACCCAUCCCAUUACGGUCCAUGAAUUCAACCUUUUUGCCCACUUCCAAGCAGUGACUCAGUACUGCCCCCUGGUCCUCAUAGGUAUCCAGGGUGGAUUACACAGUCCUAAAGACACUGACAGCACUAAAGAACCUGCCAUUCACUCCCUGUAUGCCAACACUGAAUGCAACUUCACCUACCCAGCAGUGCCCAUCCAAGCAUACAACCAGGUGGUACACUACAUUAGGGCCCUGUUCUACCAGCUGUACUUCCUUAGGAAGCAAUGUGCUGUGAAAGUGACUUGUGGAGGGAAGUGGCGUGAGUGUAGGUAUGGCCAGGGGAUUGUCUCUAAGGGGGUAAUUAGCUGGAUGUGCCUGGGGUGUGACCCCAUGGAACAUGAUAGGAAAAAGAGGGUGGGGAAAGUGGGUGAGAUAUCGGAUGCACUAGUCAAGAAGGUAGAAGCAUCAGGGGGAGACGGGGAUGAUGGAAAGGAGCUAAAGGAUUUACUAGAGAAGAUUGGUGAAGUAGUGGUACAAUUGGGUAAUGCCCAGGAGGCAUUGGAAGGGAAGGCUGAGAGUAAAGUGAUAGAGGGGGUGAAGGUGGCACUAACAAAGGCUAAGACAGAACUAGAGGGGGUAGUAGAUGAGAAUGCGAAUAAUGAACUAAAGGAGAAAAUAAAGGAGCUGACGAAUGGUAGUGGUGGUGGUAAGGGAAAUCUGCUAGGGGAGGUAGAGGGAGCACUAGAGAAUGCGAAGAAUAUUGAAAAGGAAAGAGAUUACAGUAAUGCCAAGGACAAAAUAAGUGCUGCUAUCCAUAAGGUACUGGAAGUAUUAAAGAUAUUGACGAAGUUGGCAAAACAAUACGAAGAGGAACUGAAAGACAAAAUGAAGGGCAACGAACCGACGAACAACAAAAUUGAGCUUAUUUCAUUCAUCAAGGAGCUCAAAGAAUUUCUCAAUAUCAUAGACGACAUGUUUGACAUUGUGGGUAGCACUAGGUGUGUUCACUGCAGAGACCACUCCACCAAGUGUGGCAAAGAGCCAGUGUCCAAGUACUGUAACACCUGCCACCAACAAUACAUGGACGGUACACCAUCCCCCCUCCAGGCAUUCCUCGAGGAUCGGUUACCAGGUUUUAGUUGUGAUGUAGUACGAGACAUAGAGGACCCGGACAAGUACCCACCUGCUGCAGAUCACUCCCAACACUGCGGUGGUUCCGGCCAGUGCUGCCCAUUGCCAAUGGGCUUCAGAGGUCAAUUCUAUAGUGGCAGCAUCCGUGAUUGUACCGGCCAACGCCUUUAUGGCAUCCUGUACUUCUUUAGUAACGAGAACAUGAUGCAGUCGUGUGUUUAUACAUUGGUGAGAGUUACAGCAGCUCUCAGUGCUACCACACCACAGGUAUUGGGUGAUGUCUUUGGGUUCUUUAGGGGUGGUGUAGGAGAGAAGGAAAGGGGGAAGACACCAGAGGGGAGUGAUGGGACUCCAUGCAAUCACGAUGGAAAUCCAAGUGGAUCUUAUGAGGAGAACAAGACUAAGUACUUUUGCGGCUGGUGCGCCUCCGGAUUACGGGAAGAGGUAAAGAAGAUAGAGUGGAUACCAAAGGGAGGAGACAGUGAUAAAGGAGGGGAGUACAGGAAGACUGUCGGUACGGCAUUGAUAGAGAUUAAGGGAGACAAAGGGGAAGUUGUUGCCUCUUCACAGUCCAAUCCUACUACCACCACCACUAGUAACCUCUCAACCCUCACUACUCCAUUCCUCUCCCCCCUAACCGGUGAACUCUAUACCGCAGUGAGUGCCACUUUCGGUGGAACAUACCUCUCAUGGGUACUAUAUCUAUCAGAUGCACUUCAAUGGGGACUAGAAUCACUGGCUAGUGAGUUCAAGGAAAUUGAAUGCCGGGGCUGUAGAGACUGUGACCCCAAUAAGUGCAAGAAGGGAGCCCAUGGUGACAAUGGUGACGCACAGUGUAGAUGCCAAUCAAUCGUAUCAUGUACCGGGGUACUGCCAGUAUUGUAUAGACAUGGGUUCAGCUAUGGCAACCCAUUCAAUCUGGAGGGGUUCAAGCAGGAGAAGAAGGAUGAAGGAGAUUAUAGUAUUACAGACAAGCAGGAAGGCAGCACUAAGAAGUGUCAUCAAUUCUUGGACAGUCUCAGUGCAGUGAUUGACAUGAACAAGCAGGACCAGGAACAACACCCCCUCACCAAUCUACUCACCCAGGUCGGCAAGCUCCAAUACGACAUACGGCUCCCCUGGAUAUUUGUGCUGACCCUAGCCUGGCUAGUAGCGGUACUCUACCUUGCCUUUGGUGCCAUAUGGCCACUGGACUGGACACAUAUGAGGUCACACUGGUUACGGGGUGGUGAACACCAGUGGCAAUGUAUGUGGUAUAAGGUGAUGACGGGACGCAAAGGAAUGGAACUGGUAGAGUAUUUUGGUAAGACAUAGUGGCGCCUUCGGCGCAACGGUGCUAAAUGAUAUAC